AUGUCCGCUACUAUCAUUUCCACGUUCAAUCAUGCUACCAGUUACAGCAAUAUCGGUGGCGGAUUCUUCAUUUUUCUUGCUGGCAUGAUUGGCAAUAUUCUCAACAUCAUUGUCUUUACUUCGCUCAAAACAUUUCGACAGACUUCGGCUGCUUUCUACAUGACGAGCGCAUCGUUUGUCAACAUCUUUCAGCUCGUUGUUGGUCUACUUUCUCGAAUACUCAUCACUGGCUACAACAUUGAUCCCACCAAGACGUCAUCGUUUAUUUGCAAAGCACGACAAUUCACUCUCAUUACCACUAUGCUGAUGGCUUUCAGCUGCAUGUGCUUGGCAGCAAUCGAUCAGUAUCUUUCACUCACUCAUCCAUGGCGUCAUUUAUGUACAGUCAAAGCAGCUAGUCGAUUCAUCAUCGCUAUUUUUGUUGUCUGGAUUUUGCAUGGAAUUACACUCUUCAUCUAUUCAGAUGUCAUUUCAAUAGAAGGCACUGGUCAAACAACGUGUGGCUUACUCAAUACCGGAUUCUCAAUAUACUACUCCCGUUUCUUGUUUCCUGUUCUGCUCGGUGUCCUACCAUUGAUCAUUCGUGUAUCCUUUGGUAUUCUUGCUUUCGUCACAGUUCAACGUCUAAGCAAGCGGGAAGUACCAGUCGUUCGAUUGGAAAGAGACAAACAGCUAACAACAAUGGUGUUGGUAGAAGUAGCUGUGGAUGUCGUGCUGACGUUACCAUAUAGCAUCUACAAUCAUUGGUACUCGGGUAGUGUGACAUUCAAUGAUAGUGUUAGCAGUGCUGUGAAUCAGUUUAUAAUUGCUUUGACUAGAGUGGUGUUUUAUGGUAAUUUCGCGGUGGCUUUUUAUAUUUAUUAUUGUGUUUCAUCAAGAUUUCGAAAGCAGUUAGCUUAUGUUUUAGUGCAAAUGCAUUUGAGAUAUUGGCCAGAUCAUGAAUUAAAAUUCAUAAGAGAGAAGAUAAUCCAACAAAUUGCGAACUAUAGAUUAAUUAUGUUAUUUUUCAAAUAG
Molecule: messenger RNA, 1014 nt
Organism: Adineta ricciae
Lineage: Eukaryota; Metazoa; Rotifera; Eurotatoria; Adinetida; Adinetidae
Source: the annotation of a GenBank genome assembly